Molecule: messenger RNA, 453 nt
Organism: Aspergillus homomorphus CBS 101889
Lineage: Eukaryota; Fungi; Ascomycota; Eurotiomycetes; Eurotiales; Aspergillaceae
Exons: 3
Coding region: 1-453 (150 amino acids)
Source: RefSeq, a predicted model, not a curated record
AUGUUUCGCAGCGCUGUUCAGUCCCUGUAUCUCUUACACACUACGCGAAGCGCGCGGUAUUUCCAUCGAGUUACAACCAAUUUCAUCAACUAUGACGCGCAAGGGGAUUUGCUUGCCAGGAAGGUGCCCAUCAUUAUCGGCGAUCCGGGCCAAACUUAUGUUUUGAUUGAUCCCACAAUUGGUAGUGCUCUCCGUGCUGCUAGCCCUCUCACGCCUGCUUCUUCGGCUGCUCGAGCCGAAGACAGAUGCAAACUUACAUUUUUCCACGACUUGCAAUACUUCGGGUUUGAUCCCUCACCAGACAGCAUCAGACACAAGCCCUGCAACUUUGUUCCUGAGUGGAAAAAGCACGAGCUUGUCCUAGAUGGAACACCUGAUGCAAAAUUCGCCGAGCUCGCAAGAGCUAGUGCACGGACUUUGGAAAGUUCACUCGACCAGCUGAAGGAUAUGUGA